Bicyclus anynana (squinting bush brown) is the source of this 1388-nucleotide messenger RNA. RefSeq names its product dynein regulatory complex subunit 4 (gene Gas8). Gene Ontology annotation, molecular function: small GTPase binding; microtubule binding. Lineage: Eukaryota; Metazoa; Arthropoda; Insecta; Lepidoptera; Nymphalidae. Gene Ontology annotation, biological process: cell motility. Bases 37 to 1344 code for a protein of 435 amino acids. Gene Ontology annotation, cellular component: microtubule; motile cilium; Golgi apparatus. The transcript has 8 exons. The record is from RefSeq and is a predicted model, not a curated record.
UCAGCCAUCAUCAUAGAUGGAGUGGAUACAUCAGAAAUGAACAGGGAGAAACUUGAGCAGUUCACAUUAAAAGUCAAAGAAGAGCUAGACAAAGAAAGGGAAGAAAGAAAUUACUUUCAGCUAGAAAGGGAUAAAAUACGUACAUUCUGGGAGAUCACUCGUCAACAGCUAGAGGAAGCGAAAGCUGAACUGAGAAACAGGGAACGCGCUACUGAAGAAGCACAGGAAGAAAACGAAGCACUUCUGGAGACAGAGAAACAAAAAAUCAAGCAUUUGAAGUAUGAACAGCAAGCAGCGUGUGCUGCUUUGAGAGCAGAGAACUUGGUUGCCUUGAAAGCAGCAAAAGAAGAACACACAGAACAAGAACUGGAACUUCUGAACGAUAAAAGAGCUUUACGGCAAGAAAUGAGAGAGAAAAUGUUGGCAGCUCAAGACGAACUUAGAAGAGCAAAGUUGAUACAUGCUGAAGAACUUUCUAAAACCAGAUCUGUAUUUGAAGAAAAAGCGCGUCAAAUUGAAGAUAAAGCUGACAAAAAACUGCAAGAGACCAAAGUAGAGCUAACUGUCAAACAUAGAACAGAGAUCAGUGAGGUCGAGGAGAGAAAGAAUAAACAGCUUUCCGAGCUAAUCGCUCACCACGAAAGGGCAUUUUCGGAUCUGAAGAAUUAUUACAACGACAUUACAUUAAAUAACCUAGGUCUAAUAAGCAGUUUGAAGCAACAGAUGGAGGAGAUGCAAAAAGUGAAAGAACGAGCGGAAAAGGUAGCCAGGGACGCUGUGGCCGAGUCAAAGAGUUUGAGGGAGCCUUUAGAAGCAGCCAUCGUAGACAAUAAAGAGUUGAAGAGGCAAAUGUCCAACUACGACCGAGACAAGGCUUCAUUGGCUGCUAAAACAAAGCAGUUAUCUUUACUGGAGCAGCAGUUCGAAGUGCUGAAGUGGGAGUAUGAAGUGCUGCAAGUGAGAUUCGAUCGAGUCUUAAAGGAAAGGGACGAAUUAAAAUCUAGGUUCUCAAGGGCCGUGCUAGAAGUACAACAAAGGGCUUCCUUAAAAACAGCUCUUCUAGAAGCAAAGUUGAAAAACUUUGAAGGACGCGAUUUGAAUCCGAGAGAAAUCCAUGAGCUGUUAAAAAUGAAGGACACCCAAGUUGAGGACUUGCGUUACGAAGCUGCUCGUCUAAGGAAAGCUCAUGAUGACCUUCUCGCCACUUAUGAAGCGAAAUUGGUUAAACUGGGGGUCCCGCCAGAGGAACUGGGAUUCAAGCCACUUAAAGCCGUUGCAGUAGCGGGCAUGUCUCCCGUGAUUGGUCAGGGCCCGGCGGGAUUGGUGGCUAAGGAACAGAUCUAGGAAUCUAUUGGAAAUCUACCUACCUAUUGACGUCAUUGUGUAUC